AUGAUCGACAAGCAUGGCGACCACCUCCUCCACGAACUGCCACUCUUGCCGUCUGACCGGGGUUCCGAUGUCGUCCGCAAACUCGUCAAGUACUUCGAAGAGACCCAUCGGCUCACAAGUUGGCUCAUAAAGAUCGCUCCCUUUAUGCGUUCGGCCUUCUACAGAGUAGCUCUCUCACCGGUGCCAAUCGAGGACAUCUCACGCAACUUUCCAUGUGCUGUCAACGUCGAAGCCGUCUUGGGUCGCUGCAACAUCCUCACAAUAGCAGCUCGAGACACCGGGUGCUCCCUAAGCACCGACUUCCUUACACUCCACCGCCACGUCGCAGUCAUGGAUGAGAUGUCAGGAAGCGUUUAUACUAGAGAGGCAUUACUACUUUGCUUAGAACCUAAUAAGUUCACACUCAUAGUGUUUAUCAUCACGUCUAUUCUCCUGUCUAUCGGCUUUGGAGUCCUGGCUGGUCUCUGUCAAGAGAGUCUGGACACCGGGUUAGGGGUGUUUGGUGCCAUCUUGGGAUUGAUUGGUAUUGUCGAGGGCUUUUUGACCUGGCUAUUGAAAUAG
Messenger RNA from Ilyonectria robusta, 561 nucleotides. RefSeq lists its product as uncharacterized. Bases 1 to 561 code for a protein of 186 amino acids. The record is from RefSeq and is a predicted model, not a curated record. The transcript is spliced from 2 exons. NCBI's taxonomy places the organism in Eukaryota, Fungi, Ascomycota, Sordariomycetes, Hypocreales, Nectriaceae.